ACAUCCCUUAUACGAGAUGUUGUUUCUUGGAAAACAAAUACCGGCUUCUCCCACGAUGAGGCUUACUUUCACAUUCCUCAACCCCCCCUGCCACGACAUCACCUCCCUCUCCAAAUCAAGUCAAGAUUUCCACGUCAAAACUCGUCGCGAUGAGUCGUUCGGUUAGCAUGAAGUUGUGCCUAGGGUCUCUACUGACGCUGGCUAGCGCUGUAUGCGCCAGCGUGCCGUCCCUCGAAGCGCCGGCAUGUUCCGUGGGGAAGGGCACAAUCCAAUACGACAAAUCCGUGCCUGACAAGGCCGACUUCCCCAAGACUCAGGUUGACAUAUGCUACGACGACACGUCAAUCAACAUCGUUUUCACCGCGCUUGAGGAGACGAAUUUCUACUUCAACGAGAGUCAAUCAACCAACGACGCUAUCUGGGCGUACGAAGUGAUGGAGGGAUUCAUCUAUCACGGGACCAACGACCCCAAGGCUUACCUGGAGUUCGAAGUCAGUCCGAACAAUGUCACCUUCCAGGCCUGGAUCUACAACAAGUCCAAGGUGCGCGCGACGAGCGCUCCGCUGGACACCUCUUUCUUAACUACGCCGGUGGCCGACGGCCUGACGGCCGAGACGACAUUGGACAAGGAAGCGCAGACCUGGGUGUCGGCGGCCAAGGUCCCCCUCGGGCUGUUCAACGUUGAUGACGGGCAGGCGAAGGGGACGUCGUGGAGGAUGAACUUUUUCCGAACUGUCGUAUCCCCGGACACAUUCCCGGACCAACUGCUGGGCGCGUGGAAUCCGACAAACGAAUCCAACUUCCACAUGACGCCUUUCUUCGGCCACGUCAAAUUUAUCUAGGUAAUUAAUGCAGCUGUUACUUUAGGUACCUACAUCUGUUUGCCACCAAAAGCCAAGCGCAAUUUAUAUUACGAUGAAUACCUAUUAUAUAUCAACGUAAAUUGCGGAAUUAUUAUCUUCUCCCUUUUUCUCGUGAACUGGAAUGUGCCGAAUAACCUAUCCUACCUACCUCCUAUACUGGAGACAGGGCUUGCUCGGCAUCCUAUCAAAGCUUGCCUCGAAACUUGUUUUUACCAAAUUCCACGCGCUUCCCUUUUCGGAACCGAGCUGUUAAUAAAGCGACUUAAGUUAUUUCAC
This is a messenger RNA of Daldinia caldariorum, 1139 nucleotides long. RefSeq lists its product as uncharacterized. The transcript has a single exon. The record is from RefSeq and is a predicted model, not a curated record. Lineage: Eukaryota; Fungi; Ascomycota; Sordariomycetes; Xylariales; Hypoxylaceae. Bases 150 to 842 code for a protein of 230 amino acids.